Molecule: messenger RNA, 1209 nt
Organism: Symbiodinium sp. CCMP2592
Lineage: Eukaryota; Dinophyceae; Suessiales; Symbiodiniaceae
Source: the annotation of a GenBank genome assembly
AUGUACUUGGUCACGGUUGUGGGCGGGGUGUGGUUUGUUGAACAGCCUGGUGGUUCCAGCCUGGAGUUCUACCCGUGCUUCCGGGACAUGCUUCGUGCGCAUUGGGAUGUGAGUGGCCCCUGUUCCGUCUUCCGGGUUUCCUGGUGGAUGGCCCACUAUGGAUCCACGACUCCGAAGAGACACUAUGGCUGGUGCAACUCGGAAAAAGUGCAGGGCCUCUGCCGGGGCCGACUGGACUUGAAGCAGGAGUAUCCGAUGAGGUUUGCCCGGGAACUGGUCAAGAUGGCAAGCAGCUUGGCUCUGACUGGACAGGGGUGCCCGCCUCUUCCGAAGGAUGGUUGCCCAGCUGCUUUGGAGACCUUUGCAUCCAUGCAGUACAACCAGCACGAGGGUUUGUUCGACUUUGCCAACUUUGCUGAGCUCUAUAUUUACUUACGGGGCGGUGUGGGUCUCGAAUUUCCUGAUCAAGCCUGGAAAGACGUGCUUCCUAGAAAAGCACCCGGCCAGGCUGUGGAAGGCGAGGCCGCAGCAGAGCAGCUGCAGUCAGAGGAGGAAUCUCUUAUGCGAGAGAUACAGGACGGCCUGCAUGAGCUGGAACAAACACUUCGAAAUGGCGAGAACCAUGAGGAUUGCGAUGCCGCCCAGGAGCUGUACCUCGAUCCGUACGUGGAGUCGAGUGAGGAGACUUUGCCAGCGACCUGUGUAAAGUCCGAGCCUGCUGUGAAGGAAUGUCCGGAUGCCGAUGCCUCCGACAGCACAAAGAAAGCUGUUGGGAAUGGAACCAGCCCUCCUCAGGAACCAUCGGAAGAGUCUGCUGAAGAAGGGCACACCUCUGCAGAUGAGAAGUCCGUGGGGGGUGAGAAGCGUGCGCUCUCGGCACCAGAGGCUCUCAAAAAAUAUUGGGAAGCCGGAACGAAGGAGAAGGAAGAGCUGGCUGAACUUUUGAAGAAGUGCAACUUCAACCGAGACAUCUUCAUCAGCACCGUCGAAAAGGUUGUCAGCAAAAGGGAGAAGAUUACCUUGAAGCUGGACCAGGGUUGGUAUUCCGAAGCUGAACUUCGGGACGAGCUGCACUGGCCGGCGUCACUGUUCUUAAUUUUCGAUGCAUGUGCCCAUGUCUCUGCGUGUGUGUGCGAUGUCUGGUUUCUGAUGCUGGAACACCUGCCUGGGACGGCUAUACACAUCGAUCUGCAUAAGGUCCAGGAUUGA